CUAUGAGGGCUCAGCUUGGGCGCUGAUUGGUCCACGGUGCACCAGCGUGUCCCCUCUAACUGGUACAUAAAGACCCUUUACCCAGAAAGCAGAGUUCUCAUUGGUGAAUAGGGCGUGGCACGGCGCGAGUGCCCCACAAUGCGUCCCGCGCCGCUAUUGGACGUUGGCUAUACCCAAGAUGGCAGCAGUGCCAGUUCCAGCCUCAGGAUUGGCCGGCAGGGAGGUGGGCGGAGCGAGCGCAGGCUAACAAGGAUAAUUGCCGUAUAUAAAGAAAAGUUGGUGGUUAGAUUUGAUCAAGUCGAUCUGAGCGCUUUGCCUUCCUGGCUAAAUUAGUGGAAGCCGGAGACCAAUUGAGGCUAGUUAGUGCUGGCGUGGACGGAAUUGAGUCGGCGCGGGGAAAGCAGCGCUGGCUGAUUACUGUCCCAUUGUUCUCGUUACCCGCCAUUUCGGGGAUUGUGAGGCGGGGGGCUGUCAAUUGAGACCAUUGGUGGUCGUUGUUGCCGUGGCCGGCCUAAGCGGCCUCCGUCCUACCUUAACUCUCGACACCCGCUGUAACUCAGCCUACAUCACACACCCCUACGGCCCGCCCGCCCGCCAACUGCCUACUAAUUACCGCCACUUAACCCACUCCCCCUCCCCCCCCCCUCCCCUUCCCCAAGUGUACGGUGGUUCGCGGGAAGGACGCAGAUUGGCCGGCCAGAUAAUUAGCUCAUUACGGAGGUCAUCCCUACAGCAUCCUCGGACAUCAUGAACGGUCAGCCCAACUCAACUAGUCCAGCCAGUGUUGGAGCAAAUGUUGGAGUGAGCGGUGGAGUGGGGAAGAGUGUUGGGGGCGGCGGGUGUGGUGGUGGUGGUGGGGGCUCGGGUGGGGGUGUUGGGGGUGGCGUCGGAGCCUCAGCGGGGUCUGGCACCUUCCACAGCAUCCAGGUCAUGUUGGGUCUCCCUGCUGACUUCAUGGUGGCUCCUUCCCUCGCCCCUGCCCACAGGGACUACCAGGAGGGCCUCGCUCAGCCCACGGCCCACAACGCGCCCGUGCCCCACACCCACGCCAACACGCACCCCAACACGCCCACGCCCCCACAGCAAUCGCAUUACAGCGCGCAAGCACAGCACGCCCUCACCAAUCUCAGUGCGCAGAACGCGCACACGCACGUGCAAAAUACGCACACUCACACGCCCACGCACGCGCAAAACGCCCACACACACGUGCAGAGCAACCACACCCAGGCACAGCCAACCCACGCCCAUGCCCACUCCCACGCCGGAGGAUCCCUGGAGCCGCCCCUACCUGGCCCAGUGGUGGGAGAGAAAAGGAAGUUGGAUGAUGGGGGACCGUCCUAUCCGGGACAGCCUACCUCCUCUCCGACUAGCCAGACCCAGCAACCUCCCAGCUCCACAGGAGAACCGUCAACUAAGAAGACCGACUCUAAAUCUAAGAAAUCUUCAGAUACUCCUGGAGUGAAGAAAAAGAAAACGAGGACGACGUUCACAGCAUACCAGCUGGAAGAGUUGGAGCGAGCCUUCGAACGCGCGCCAUACCCCGAUGUCUUCGCCAGAGAGGAACUGGCGGUAAAAUUGAACCUUUCUGAAUCCCGCGUUCAGGUCUGGUUUCAGAACCGUCGAGCUAAGUGGAGGAAGAGAGAACCACCCAGGAAGAAUUAUAUACCACCUGGUGGCAUGGGUGGCGGCCUGGGGGGCACCUUCAACUCCCUCAGCACCCUAUCCCCCUUCAACUCUGGAGAAGCUUGGAGCUACUCUUCCUCCUACGACCCCACUCAUCUCAACCUCCUCGGCCCCGCCUCCUACCCAUUUUCAGCCAACCACAAUCCGGGAUAUAGCUACCCUAUGCUCUCUCAGCCGAUGGGAAUCAACGACUCCCUUUUUACGAACCCUAUCGGCCAGAUGCGGGCGGGAGACUUCCAACCGUCGACAGGGAUGCGGGAUUUCGGGAACAGCCCUCUCAAGACUUACGAUUACCUACAAGAGGUGAAGACGGAGGAUUUUCUCCACGAGAAGAGGGACGCCAACAUGAACAGCGUCCGCCACCAGCCGGCCCCAAAGGAAAACAAGGAUUCUUCCUACAUCACGCUGCCUUCUUUUUUAAGCUAAAUCAGGAGCUUCGAGCGAUGAAGAGGGCGCGCCUUCAGGAGGACGCCCAGGCCUACGAAGCUCAGAUAUCCCAGGCCUAUCCCCCCAUCGUGGCUCCACCAUCCCAGUCCAUUAACCAAACACCAGUCAUGGCUGCGUCUGUAGCAUCUGGACAGUCUAUUGUCAGCCAGUCAGCAGGUAACCCCGCAGUGCCGCCGCCACCUAUGGUCAGUCAGUCAGCAGUGAUGCCCCCUACAGGCUCCGCCCGUCCUAUCCUCUGCUGUGACGACGCCAGUUACGAUGUCGUUGGCAACCACACCUAUGAUCAGCCCAGCAGCUCUGCCAACAAGUACAACAAUCCACCGACCCUCAAGAUACAGCACCAUCACCACCACACCCACCACCCUCCACCACCUCCCCUGGAUGACCCGACACCACCACCCCCACCGCCACCACCUGCUCAUAAGUACGAACUGCCACCCCCUCACCAUCAAGAAUAUGACGUACCGGCACCCACCGCCACGGUUGCCCACGAGUACGACCCGCUGCCCCCACAGGUGCCCGUGGCGGGCGACGAGGAGCCGCCCCUGGUGUACCCAAGCAUGGGUGCAGGACCUCUCGCGGACCCCAAUUCAAUGACUGAUCCUUCCCUCACCUCUGGCUACUUCCCUCACUACCCAUUGGACCCUCAACCUAACCUCGACACUCACGACCCGCUCGAUUACAGCGUUCUGGAAGCUCUGUUUGACGGCUCACCUUACCCACCCACUGCCGAUGUUGGCACACCUGAUACCUACCAUGACUACCACCACUACUAGCCCAGUGUUGGCACACCUGGUACCUACCAUGACUACCACCACUACUAGUCCAGUGUUGGCACACCUGGUACCUACCAUGACUACCACCACUACUAGCCCAGUGUUGGCACACCUGGUACCUACCAUGACUACCACCACUACUAGCCCAGUGUUGGCACACCUGGUACCUACCAUGACUACCACCACUACUAGCCCAGUGUUGGCACACCUGGUACCUACCAUGACUACCACCACUACUAGCCCAGUGUUGGCACACCUGGUACCUACCAUGACUACCACCACUACUAGCCCAGUGUUGGCACACCUGGUACCUACCAUGACUACCACCACUACUACUAGCAGUGGCACCCGUAAACUCCUAACAUAAGAGCUGCAACACUAGGCGUGCUCUAUUAGCAUAACUAGCCCGAGCCUAUUCCUUUCUUCAAUUGAUGCUGGCGCCCUCUAACUUUUGCCACAAUACCACGACAAAAUACUUGCACCUUGUUAUAAUCGGAAGGCAUAUUUUCAACAUCAGAGUAAUGAUUUUCAUCAUUACCAGUAAAGUUCACUAAGACCUGUGCUGGUAACAUUAGUACGUCCGGCGUUCACCAAUACAGUAGGGGGGGUAGAAAUAGCCUAAACUACUCUAUCCCUUUGAGAUGUAUUUCUUUCUUGUCUCAAUAAACAUACUCAAUUGAACCAGUACAGUUCUGCUAAACAAUUCGCGUUACCAGAACUACCAUCAUUGCCAACGUCAGGGCUUCCAAUAAUUACCACGUUACCAAGAUGAUGCAUAAAUACUAUGUAUGUCACUUGUGAUGUAUAAUAAACUUUAUAUGGUUUAGAAUUAAGUGUAUGAUUCUGAAUGACCGAUUGCGUAUACACGAGCAUAUAUAUUUUUCCAUAGUUUUGUACAUUUGUAAGUCAAAUCUUGGAGUGCGUGAAUUUCGUAACGUAUUAAAUGUUAUUGAGUAUAUUUGUCUAUACAACCUCCAUAUUCUCAGUCUAGUGAGAAUAUUAAUGUUAGGUUUUAUAAGUACAUUUUAUUGAGUAGUAGAAAUGUCAAAGUGAAGUUUUAAAUGUUUUAGUAUUUGUAAUGAUCUCAAAAAGAUCAGUAAUGACAGUUUUUUGGGGUUCAGUGUAUAUUUCUUGCCACAAAAUUGUUAUACGUGUGUUGUGCAUUGUUUUAAGUUAUAUCGUUCAUGUCCUGCUUUUAAUAUUGGACUAAAAAAAAAUAUAUUAUGCCAUUUUCUGUAAUUCAUGUGUUGUAGACGCUUUCAUGCAGUGCCAUAUGUAAACAGUUUACUCGUUAUAGUAACUGUUAUUUGUGUUAUUUACAAACUGUUCACCUGUAUAAGUUAUUGUAGUGCCAAAUGUAAACUGUUUACCUAUUCAACAAUAACAGUUAUUAAACAUCCAUAAUUCAACUGUUUACUUGUUUAAUAAAAGCAAAUAUUUAAUAAACUAAGACAAAA
Messenger RNA from Procambarus clarkii (red swamp crayfish), 4363 nucleotides. It is a transcript of the gene repo, whose product is annotated as reversed polarity. The record is from RefSeq and is a predicted model, not a curated record. Gene Ontology annotation, molecular function: RNA polymerase II transcription regulatory region sequence-specific DNA binding; DNA-binding transcription factor activity, RNA polymerase II-specific. NCBI's taxonomy places the organism in Eukaryota, Metazoa, Arthropoda, Malacostraca, Decapoda, Cambaridae. Gene Ontology annotation, biological process: regulation of transcription by RNA polymerase II.